This is a messenger RNA of Parasteatoda tepidariorum (common house spider), 5126 nucleotides long. RefSeq names its product wolframin ER transmembrane glycoprotein wfs1 (gene wfs1). Gene Ontology annotation, biological process: calcium ion homeostasis; endoplasmic reticulum unfolded protein response. NCBI's taxonomy places the organism in Eukaryota, Metazoa, Arthropoda, Arachnida, Araneae, Theridiidae. Gene Ontology annotation, cellular component: endoplasmic reticulum membrane. The record is from RefSeq and is a predicted model, not a curated record.
AUUUCUAUGCACAGUUGGCAACAGUAAAGAAUUUUAGCAGAAGGUAAUUUGAAAGUGUUUCGUUGAUAUUUUUAGGAUGCAGAUGUUUUCCCCCUUGGUCUUUUUUAUGAAUUUUUCUGAAAGUUAUAUUUACACUUUGUUCCAAGCUUCGUAUCGAAGCAUGAGUAAAAAAAAAAAGAGGACCAACGUGAUGGCAGAACUACACGAAGCUGAAUCUAUUUACAGAUCUUUACUCUUGCAUCGAGAGAAUCCUUGUAUCUCCGGUGCGGAUAGUACAAUUCGACUAAGGCACACUUUAGCAAAGGACGGUUGUAAAGAAUCUCAAAUUACGUUGGCUAAGUAUUUAUUGACUGUAGUAUCUAACUGUCCUGCGGAACGAGACUUCAAUGCUCAAUCAGCAAUUUAUUGGCUGCUCCAAGCUGUCAAAACUGGGCAAGAAGAAGCUUUCUUACUCUUAGAAGAGUGCUUUAAAACUGGCGUUGGUAUAAAUGCUGUGAACUGUUCUGAAAUUGAAAAGUGCCUUAGGUUUAGCAAAGAAGAAAAAUUUGCUCGAAAAAUCGCAUUUUCUAUAUACCGUGCUAUAAUGAGCGAUACCGAGGAAUUGAUUCCAUCAGACAUUUUCGGUGAUAAAAUUGAACUAAUCUUUCAAAGAAAAAACCCCGAAAACUUAUGCGAUGAAUCUAAAGACAAUUCAUCUCAAAUGAUUUCUGAAACAUUAUGCCAAACGAAAAUUGAGGAAAGUUCUCAGGAUCAAAAGUGUGUUUCUUUCAGUGAAGUUGUGAGUUCUGUCCAGACCUGUUUAGAGGGUAAUGUUCCUCUGGUGUCUCUGAAACAAGUGAUAAAUUAUUCAGAGUAUAAAAGUUGGCUGUCCACAAAAUAUCUUCAUAUUGUUUGGGAUUUGAUUAUGAAAUCUCUGGAAAAUUUAAUUUUCAAUCUUUCUUCUUUACGAUUAUCAGCUUUGAUUAUUUUGAUGAUUAUACUGUCAUUUUUCUCUGUUUUUCUGGUGCCAGGUAAUAUUGUGUGUCAGGAGAUUCACAUUUGGUUGAAAUCAUCUUUGUGUCUGGUGAUUAUGUUGUCUUGUACUUGCUUUGUUAUAAAUAUUAAUUUCGGUGGAAAUAAUUUAAAAAGAUGGCUACAUCUGAUAAAGUAUUUUGAGCCAAACAUCAAGUCUCAAGAAAUUAGGGAAAAAUAUUCUUUGAAAACUACCUAUCCUUUGCUUACUUUCUUUUUUGCUUCAUUUUUUUACAUUGCUUUCUUACCUAGUAAUCCAAUUUCUGCUACAUUCACAGACAUUGGGUUUUUAUGUUUUUUUCUUAUGGUUCUAAUGGACCGUACUAUAGAUCAAAAAAGAUAUUAUGUUAAUAUAUCUUUAAUUUUAAAUGUUCUGACUUGUUUAUAUAAAGCUAACAUCAUCCAAAGUUCAUUCAACAACAUUGGCUCCUAUCUUAAUUUUCAAUUUGAUUAUACAAUAGCAAAUAAUCUCUAUUUACAUAUUAGUUUUAUUUCUUGCUUAGCCUUACCUUUUGUUUUACCAUACUUAUAUUUUAAAAUGGGAAAGGAAAGUAGGUCAGUCUUACUGCCUCAUUUAAUGUCUCUUACGUGGAUGAAUUUGGCAUGUAUCCAUCUUUCAAACACUAUGUCUUCUCAACAGAUUUUUAGUGUUUUUUCUUGGCUUGCUAUCUUACUUUUGUCAAAUUACACUGGCUUUUUAUUUACUUUGAUUUUAUACUGUUUUCUAAUUAUUUUUAGAACUCAAGAUUAUUUUAAAGUUGAAUUAUUUAUUUUUGGCUUGAUAUUUGUAUUUAUGUAUUUCUUAAGCUUUAUAAUCAUCAAAAAGCUCAAAAUUUCACAUGAGAGUAAAAUAUGGUCCUUUAUUGUUUGUUCUGUUAUUUUGGCCUCCUCUUUUCAGGCUUUAAGGCCUCAGACUCCAAAUGUGGGCACUAUUGAUACAGCUAUACCAUGGGAAAAAUAUCAAUCCUAUUGUCAUCAUAAUGCUUGGUAUAGAACUAAUACAGCUGAAGUUCAGAUAUCUUGCUUGCCUUUAAAAGGAAGAGAUGUAACUUUAGAAGGAACUGUUACUUCUAUAGAUUUGAUUGAAGUUCAUAAUAACUUGCAAAUAUUUGCAAAUAUAUUACCAGAGCCUUUGCAUAGCUGGUUUGUUUGUGCCCUGGGAGAGAAUUAUGUGCUCUGCAAUUCAAGCGAAAAAACAUCAUUACAAGGCGAACAUUGUAAAAUGUAUAAAUCUUUAAAUGUAAGUCAGUGUCAUUUGCACAAUUUGGAUACUUAUUUGUAUCAAAUCACUGUAGAAAUAUCAUCAAGAACUUCUCCUGAAGUUUUCCUCAUUACUGAUCAUGCAUGCACACCUUUUGUAAAAACUUUGAAAGAAGGUGAUGCUCUUGAAGUGGUUGGAAGAUUAGAUUUUAAUGUUGGUGGUACUAAACCAGUUCUGACAUUAAAAAAAGCACGUUGUACAAGUUGUUAUACAAAUCGAGACUGCAACAUCUCUUCCAUGCAACCUGUGCCUUCACAUUUAAAAUUCUCAUGGAAAAAUCUUGUUUGGUUUUACUUUGCCCCAUUAAUCAGAUAUAAUACAGAUUAAAGUUUUUUGUUUACAUUUAUAAAUCACUUUUACCAGUUUUUAAUUUAGGUUUGCGUGAUUAUAUUAUUUUAUGUUGUUUGCUGUGGAUGUUUUUUAAUCAUAUUUUGUAUUUAACAUUUUAUAUGAUUUUAUGCUAUUAGUUUACUGAAGUUCAUUAAUAACUUCUAAUAGUAUACUUGCUUUUUAAAUUUAAUCUUUUUUGCUUUUAAUAUAGUAUUAUUCCAUUUUAUUCAUCUUGAAAUAGUUUUAGAUGUGAUUAAAAUAUUAUAUCUUAGUCUUAAAACUACUAAAAAUGAUUUUGAUUUAAAUCUUAUUCAAACCUAAAAUAUUCCAUGUAUCAUGCGUAGCAGUGGAUGCAAACUACAAGCACACAUGAAUACUUGUUAUCAUUUAUUACAACUAAGCAUACAGAAAUACUUGUUAUUAUAAAAGAAGUUUAAAUAUAGAAGAAAAAUAUAUCAUUUUACUGCAUAAGGACUUACAGAUUUAACAAUAUAUCAUUUUGUUAUUUCAUUUGAAUAAUUUUUAUUAUAAAAAAAGUGUUUGUUUUUUAAAAGUUGUUGCUUAGUUUAAAGUGAAAAAUACGUAUAUAUUUGUUUCAAAGUGAAUUAUUUUUGUUAAUAUUUAAUUAAAAAAAAUAAUUUGCUUUUAUUAUAACAAAGGUUAUUUUAAAAAAAACAACUCAUUUUAUUACUUUUUGUUUUUAAUUUCAGCCCCAGAUUUUUGUAUAUUUUUUAUUCAGUAAAAUGUUUAUCUUGUUAUUCUGUUAAUAAAAUAAAAACAUUUGCUUUGGCAUUCAAAAACUUAGUGUUAAAAUGUAUUAUCCAUUUUUAUCUUUUCUUAUUUGUUUUAGAGUAAUGUGUUUUGAAUCUAUUAAAUUGAUCAGAGUUGAGAAAAUCAAAUGGCAUCAAAUUCAUAAUUUUUUUUAAAAAAAACUUUUUAUCUCUGCUAGUGUUCUUCUUCAAAAAAUAACGAAAAAUAAUCAUAAACGGUUAUUUGAUUUUUAAAUUUCCUUGAACUAAGGUAAUGAUCAAUAUAACAACAGGCUUAUAACAACAGUCCCAAAGACCUUGAUAAUUACAUUUUAAUUGAUUAGAUUUAUUGUAAUUUAGAUAAAUAUAGUUUUAAUAUAUUUUAAUUAUAUUUCAAUUACUGAAAGUCUAAAUAUUAUAGAAAAAGACAAGCACACCUUGAAAUGAAAUUAAAAUAAAAACAUUUUAUUCAAAAGAAAUAUUUUUAUAAAAAGUAAAAAGGUAUUCUAAUGAUCUUUUUCUAUUUUGUAAUACAGAAUAUUGUGUUUGCUGUUAGGUUUCAAAUUAAUUUUGUUAAAAUCAAGUUUUUGUUCAUUGAAUUAUUUUUUUGUAGUGUAAUUUAGUUAAUAAAAUUGUUUUAAUGAUAUUCAUUAACAAUCUACCUUGGAAAAAUUUCAUGAUUGAUGUUUAGAUAUUUAUUCUUUUGUUCAUAUUGAGCUUUUUCUCUCAUUGAUAAUUUAUUGAAAUAUACGUAUAUUGAUUUUGUGUAUAGAUAAUAUAAUAUUUACAAAAAUUGUUUGAAAAUGUUAAAAUAUUGUGUCAUUUUCAAUACUGGUUUUUAUAUACAAAUUAAUUUUUUUUAAUCAUUUAUGCUUGUAUAUUGUAUUGGUCAGACUUUUGAACUUAAAAUUCGAGAAUUCUCUAUAUUAUUAUUUUAAACUCAGUAAACAUACUUCUAUUUUCAGAAAAUGUUUAAAUAUUAUCAUGUUGAUAUUUUUAUUUAAUUUUAUAAAAAAUUCUUUUAUUUUAAAAUAUAAUUAUUUCUAUCCUAAUGUGCAAUACUGGUUUUUAUUAUUUAUACUUGUAUAUAUUGUAAUUGGUCAGACUUUUGAACUUAUUCUCUAUAUUAUUAUUUUAAACUCAGUAAACAUACUUCUAUUUUCAGAAAAUGUUUAAAUAUCUACAUGUUGAUAUUUUUAUUUAAUUUUAUAAAUAAUUCUUUUGUUAUUUUAAAAAAUAGUUAUUUCUAUCUUAAUGUGCAAUACAGAAUAUUUUAUUAUAUCCGUUAAGAAAAAAUUUUCACUUUUGUAUUUCAGAUUGUAAGUCAUUGUUAAUUUUUAAUACAAAGAAUUUUUACUCAAAUAAAUUUUUCAUAAAGUGUAAUUUUAAUUGUUUUCUUUUAUUGUCUAGCUCUUCUUGGUGUAUAUUUCAACUGCUUGCCUUAUAUUCAAAAAGUUAUACAGUAUAGUGUAUCUUUAAGAUCUGAAACUUUACAGGUCAUGUAUUUAUUUUUAUUUUCAUGUUUACUUAAUAAAUUUAAAUGUUACGCAAAAAUAUAUGCAUAAACACAUUUUAUAUUGAGCCUAGAGAGCUCUGAUGAAAAGAAAAAAAAUAUCUCCUGGAAUAAUGUUUGUUCCAAUGAUCAGAUUUUCAUGUACUAAGUGCUAAUUUCAUUGGUUCAAGAAGCUGUUUUUAAAUAGGCUAAUAAAAUAUAAAUUGAAUUACAAGAUCAGAGAGAAAAUGUACCUUCUAUAAAUAAAAUUAUUUUUUAUCUA